AUGUGGAUUGUACUGUUGCUGUGGGCGGGGCUCGUUCACCUGUCUGUCACUCACACCGACUCCCUCACCUGGCUGAAUUACCUGCGCAGUCGAGCCUACAGACACAGCUACGACAGAAGCCAGGACAGCUACUACUCCUCCCUUCAGGCAGAAUCUGCAGAUCUGGACUGCCCGCUUGAGUGCGAGUGCCCCGCUGCCUAUCCGUACGCCAUGUACUGCCACAACCGAAACCUCCAACAUGUGCCCUUUGUGCCCACCCGGAUGAAGUACGUAUACCUGCAGAACAACAGGAUCACGGGGAUUAUGGACGGGGUGUUCGACAACGCUACAGAGCUGGUGUGGAUCAUCCUGCACAUGAACCAGCUCAGGACAGACAGAAUAAGCAGCAAGGUCUUCUCCAAGCUGUCUAAACUGGAGCACCUGUUCCUUCAGUACAACAAACUAGACCAAAUUCCUGAAGGACUACCUCCAUCCCUUCAAGACCUGCGCUUGAACCACAACACCAUCACAUCCGUUCCAGCAAGUUCCUUGCAUGGACUGAGCCAUCUGAAGUCACUGCGUCUCCACCAUAACAACAUCAAGGAUCUUGAUGCCGCUCUGAAGCCUCUGUCCUCGCUAAAUAUCCUGUAUUUGAGUGGAAACCAGCUAACGAAGAUCCCUGAUUACCUUCCAUUCACACUGAGCCAGCUGUAUCUGGAGCACAACCAGAUCUCCUCCAUCCCCUCGAGCUUACUAAAAGGGCGACCUGAGCUGCGAUUUGUGAGGCUAUCGCAUAAUAAUCUGGCAGACGCUGGAAUCCCAGCCAAUACUUUUAAUGUAAGUACGCUGUUGGAGCUGGACCUGUCCCAUAACAAGCUCGAGAGGAUCCCAGCAAUCAGCACCAGUCUGCAGAAUCUCUAUCUGCAGGGCAACCACAUAAAAGAGUUCUCCAUCAGCAGUUUCUGCCGAACUGUGGACGUGACAAACUACUCAAACCUGCACGUUCUUCGCCUGGAAGCGAACAACAUCAGCGCCCGUGACGUUCCUCCAGAAGCUCUGCUCUGCCUGCGCAAGGCCACACACAUCAACCUUUAACUAUCAAAACAAUAACGUUAUGCCAACUAGAAUGGAUAGCAAUAAUUUAGCCUUUUAUUUUGCUGUAUAUGAGAGG
Messenger RNA from Trichomycterus rosablanca, 1150 nucleotides. RefSeq names its product fibromodulin b (gene fmodb). The coding region runs from base 1 to 1074 and encodes 357 amino acids. Gene Ontology annotation, molecular function: protein binding. The transcript has 3 exons. The record is from RefSeq and is a predicted model, not a curated record. Lineage: Eukaryota; Metazoa; Chordata; Actinopteri; Siluriformes; Trichomycteridae.